UAAUUGUUUUCCACCUGCAUCACUGGGGGCUUUCUUCCCAUGUUACUCUGACACGACGUUAUACUGUUCACAGCCGUGAUAAAAACAACUUGCUCACUUUGGGGGAUAAAUCCCAGCCUUUAUUGUUGGAAUUCAGUGACCUGAUUGUGUUACACUGUACAAACAGAAACUGUGAUGGGCUUGGAAGAUAUUGUGGAGGGAGAUGUGUUAAAAGUCUGUGUACCUUGCUUGUAGGUAAUGUCCAGCAUAAAGCCCCAGCUCACAGAAAUCUUCAACACAGCCAUGAAGAACGUGUUCCACUACCCUUCAACAGCGGAUAUGAUGACAGCCACACAAAUGGCCAUAGUGGCCGAACUGACUCAUGCUAGUCAUAAGGAAAACUUGGAUGAGCCAGUUGACAUCUCCAGUCUCCCUGUUCUGUCAGCUCUGCUGAUGAAGAUCAUGUUCUCUCCAAGACAGAGAUUACACUUCUUCCUACAGGAGUUAAACACGUUCAUCUCCUCCGGCAGCGUGCCAGAUCUUCACCAUGCACAUGGAUGUGCUCAUCUUCUCUCCGCCAUCAGGAAGGCGAAAGGCAGGGUACCAUUUGACCAACUAGAAAACUGUGAGGACUCUCUCCGCCAGUGUGUGAACACACUCUCUGUUAAAAUGGAGGAAGAUGAUGAAGACUCAAAAUAUUUGCUGAAGCAGAUCAGAGACAAAAUGGAGGGUGGACAACAGAAGAGCUGAGGUCCCAGACAAGUCAUAUAUUAGCAUAGGCACUGUCUGAAUCAGCUUUAUGUGGAAGUUCAUAACCAUAUUUAUUGAACCACUCUGUUCAACACGAUACUGAAGAAAGGAUGUGGAAAUGCAUUGCCAUAUUUGCUUGACUUUGUACCUAAAUGUUUUGGACACCGAGACCAUUGCAUAUUCCUUGUCCAUGGAAAAAUUGUUGCCAGGAUCAUGUGAACACAUCAUGCAAAAACCAGGACAAUGAAGGACUAAUCAGGUCCAAGACUUUGAAUGACCCAGUGACAGUUACUAUGACCUGUUAAUGAACAAAUGGCUGAACUAUGUAAACUUACCCUUGUGGGGUGUUGGGGUAGCCUAGUGGUGAAAACGUUAGCUCACCACGGCAACGACCCAGGUUCGAUUCCAACAUGGGUGCAAUGUGUAAAGCCCAUUUCUGGUGUCCCCUGCCAUGAUAUUGCUAGAAUAUGGCUAAAAGCAGCAUAAAAUCAUAUUCACUUGCUUACUCACUGAAAACUUGUGUCAUGUUCUGUGCCUUGGCAUCUGCCCUGUUGAUUCAUGCAUGAAGUUGCUGUUACAAACGGAGAUGAGACCAUGCACAAAUAUGACAUGAUAUAUAGUACCACUUUCUGUGAGGUCAAAUAAAACUAAUUUCUUGA
This is a messenger RNA of Haliotis rubra (blacklip abalone), 1388 nucleotides long. RefSeq lists its product as uncharacterized. The transcript is spliced from 5 exons. The coding region runs from base 238 to 729 and encodes 163 amino acids. Lineage: Eukaryota; Metazoa; Mollusca; Gastropoda; Lepetellida; Haliotidae. The record is from RefSeq and is a predicted model, not a curated record.